Molecule: messenger RNA, 1997 nt
Organism: Nerophis lumbriciformis (worm pipefish)
Lineage: Eukaryota; Metazoa; Chordata; Actinopteri; Syngnathiformes; Syngnathidae
Biological process (GO): regulation of transcription by RNA polymerase II
Molecular function (GO): DNA-binding transcription factor activity, RNA polymerase II-specific; RNA polymerase II cis-regulatory region sequence-specific DNA binding
Source: RefSeq, a predicted model, not a curated record
UUUUAAGGACGUUAAAAUAACAUUUAAAAAAAAUGUUGAAAGAUUUUAUAAAGGAGAGACUAAUGGCGGCAGCUGAUGAAAUAUGUUCGCUGUUUGAACGAACCAUAGCGUCUUACGAGGAGGAACUUUCUCGAACGAGAGAAGAGAAGGAGCGACAUCAAACUGUGCGACAUAUUGAAGACGUCCAGCAGGUGAUUGGCCAUCAAAAAGAAUGUCCCCUUCAAACGCAGGGGGAUCCACAGUCCCCCCACAUUAAGUACGAAGAGGAAGCAAUCUCGACCACUCAGGAGGUUGAGUGUCUUCUCGGACUGGAGGAAGCUGAUAUCACCCAGUUGCCAUUGACUGGUGUCUCUGUGAAGACAGAAGACCAUAAGGAAAAACCACAAGCGGACAACCUCUUAGCUCCACUAACAGAUAGUGAGGCAAUGUCUCCUGAAGAUGAAGACAGGGACGACACCCAAGAACCUGCGAGCAGUGAUACAGACUGUGAAGGUGAUAUGAGGAUUCGCAUUGACAACAAACACUCUGAUUGCUCUAAAAAGAAGGCAGUUAAGAAAUGUUUGACCUGCUCAAUUUGUGCUAAAAGAUUUUCUUAUGAGAGUCAUUUGAAUGCGCACAUGCAGUCACAUAAUGCAAAACCCUUUAGUUGUUCAGUUUGUCAUGAAAGGUUCACUCAAAAGGUAAACAUGCGGUCACACAUGAGAACGCACACAGGAGAGAAACCUUUUAUUUGUUCAGUCUGUGGCGAAUGCUUUUCUUCUAAGAGCAAUAUGAAGCGACACGUGCGGACGCACACUGGAGAAAAACCCUUUCGGUGUUCAGUUUGUCACAUAAGAGUCUCUCGGAAAACAAGUAUGGUGUUACACUUGAGAACGCACACUGGGGAAAAACCUUUUAGCUGUUCAGUUUGCGGCGAAAGCUUUUCUACUAAGGGCAAUUUAAAUACACACAAGCGGACUCACACUGGAGAAAAACCUUUUUGCUGUCCGGUUUGCGGCAAGAGAUUUUCCCAAAAGGUAAAUAUGGGUGUACACAUGAGAAUACACACAGGAGAAAAACCUUUCACUUGCUCAAUAUGCGGCAUACCCUAUUCUUACAAACGCAGUUUGCAUUCACAUAUGCGGGGACACAUUUGAGAAUAGUGUUCGGGGGCUCAAUCGGGGUAAAAGUGUCCCUCCAAAGUCACCCAACAGUACACACUCAGGGCAAAAAUAUCUUAGUCGCUCUGUUUGUUUUAAAUGGCACGGAACCCAGUGAUGUUUUGAUUAAAAAUCAGCAGUUGUGUGCUGUAAUAAAGCUAUAAAGGCAACCCCUUAAAAAUGGUUGUCGUUGUUUAUAUACUACUGGACAUAUGCUCUCAAAAUGUAAAUCAUUUGUAAAGGAUGAGAAAGUAAAAAUACAAAUAUUUUAAUAAUCUCUGAUUUUGGGUUGACCUAUGUCACAUGUCAACGAUGGAUGGUUACCUGAAAGGUGGCACAGGUUGUUGUACAGUCAGUGAUCAGGUCAGUGCAAAGUGAGGGGACUCCGACUGGUGUGCUCACUGACAAAAUUCUCCCCAAAAUACACCAGACUGGUUUUUUUUUAGCAAAUAAAUGACGUGCAUUUAAGUAAAACUAGAGAUGUUUAAUGUUUAAAGCAUUUAUCGGCCGAUAAUAUCGGACUGCCGAUAUUAUCGGCCGAUAAAUGCUUUAAAAUGUAAUAUCAGAAAUUAUCGGUAUCAAAAUUAUCGGUAUCAGUUUCAAAAAGUAAAAUGUAUGACUUUUUAAAACACCACUGUGUACACGGACGUAGGGAGAAGUACAGAGCGCCAAUAAACCUUAAAGGCACUGCCUUUGCCUGCCGGUCCAAUCACAUAAUAUCUACGGCUUUUCACACACACAAGUGAAUGCAAUUCCUACUUGGUCAACAGCCAUACAGGUCGCACUGAGGGUGGCCGUAUAAACAACUUUAACACUGUUACAAAUAUGCGUCACACUGUGAACCCACACCAAACAAGA